Messenger RNA from Suillus fuscotomentosus, 444 nucleotides. RefSeq lists its product as uncharacterized. Lineage: Eukaryota; Fungi; Basidiomycota; Agaricomycetes; Boletales; Suillaceae. The transcript has a single exon. The record is from RefSeq and is a predicted model, not a curated record. Bases 1 to 444 code for a protein of 147 amino acids.
AUGGAACGUACACCUGUUGAUCUCGACCAACUCGCAUACUUAGCGGUUCUACCUGACAUGCAAACAUCUAUGGACUUCAUCUUAGCCCUCCGAUCAGCCUCAUUGGAUGACCCCAUAGCAAAACUUGACGAGGACGCAAAAAAAAACCUGCGGGAGCCUCUUCGCGAACUUCCAAAUGUCGUAGAUCCCAUUGUCCGUCAUGGAAUCACAAUGUAUUAUGCUCUCGAACACUCUUCCCGAAAUGCUUAUGAACGUAUCUGUGCUUCCAUGCAACGCACUUACCCUGAUGCAGAGGCUAUGCCAAGCUUCCGUCGUACUGAACGCAUCAUUGCUGAGUACACUGGCAUUAAGUCUAUUACUCAUGACAUGUGUCCUGAUACAUGUAUUGCAUUCACCGGCCCUUUCACAGACCUCGAUCAGUGUCCUAUAUGCCAUAAGACGUGA